AUGGUUGAUUUUCCCUAUUCAAGUGCGCCGUUGCGUACUGUCAAAGAAGUCCAAUUCGGUCUCUUUUCUCCUGAAGAAGUACGGGCAAUAAGUGUAGCAAAGAUUGAGUUUCCUGAGACAAUGGAUGAAACACAAAUGCGAGCCAAGGUGGGCGGUCUUAAUGAUCCUAGAUUAGGGUCCAUUGACCGUAGCUUUAAAUGUCAAACAUGUGGUGAAGGCAUGAAUGACUGUCCCGGUCAUUUUGGCCAUAUCGAACUAGCCAAGCCAGUUUUUCAUAUUGGGUUUAUUUCCAAGAUUAAGAAAGUUUGUGAGUGUGUUUGCAUGCAUUGUGGUAAACUUCUACUUGAUGAGCACAACGAGUUGAUGAAGCAAGCGAUAAAAAUAAAAGAUCCUAAAAGAAGAUUCAAUGCUGUAUGGUCAUUGGCGAAAACUAAAAUGGUCUGCGAAACCGAAGUUCCCUCUGCUGAUGACCCCACACAGUACGUUUCAAGAGGUGGAUGCGGUAACACGCAGCCAAGCAUUCGAAAAGACGGUUUGUCACUUGUUGGUACUUGGAAAAAGGAAAAAGGAGCUGAUGAUACUGAUCAGCCAGAAAAACGUAUUAUUUCAGCUGAUGAAGUUCUUAAUGUUUUCAAGCACAUUUCACCGGAAGAUUCAGUGCGGUUAGGAUUUAACGAAGAUUUCUCUCGUCCCGAAUGGAUGAUUUUAACCGUCCUUCCCGUUCCACCGCCACCUGUUCGUCCAUCUAUUUCUUUUAAUGAAACACAGAGAGGUGAGGAUGAUUUGACAUAUAAACUGGGUGAUAUACUAAAAGCUAAUAUUAAUGUGCAAAGGCUUGAAAUAAAUGGUUCCCCCCAACACGUCAUUCAAGAAUCAGAGUCAUUGCUUCAGUUUCAUGUUGCAACUUAUAUGGAUAACGAUAUUGCAGGUCAACCUCAAGCUCUGCAGAAAUCUGGUCGUCCUAUCAAGUCCAUUCGUGCUCGUUUGAAGGGUAAAGAAGGUCGUAUUAGAGGUAAUUUGAUGGGGAAACGUGUCGAUUUCUCAGCACGUACUGUUAUUUCCGGUGACCCAAACUUGGAUUUGGAUCAAGUCGGUGUUCCUAAGUCUAUUGCAAGAACUUUGACUUAUCCAGAGGUUGUCACGCCUUAUAAUAUUGAUCGUUUGACACAACUGGUUCGUAAUGGUCCGAACGAGCAUCCUGGUGCUAAGUAUGUCAUCCGUGAUAAUGGUGAUAGAAUUGACCUCAGAUAUAGCAAAAGGGCAGGUGACAUUCAACUUCAGUAUGGUUGGAAGGUCGAACGUCAUAUUAUAGAUGAUGAUCCUGUUUUGUUCAACCGUCAGCCUUCUCUGCACAAAAUGUCUAUGAUGGCCCACAGAGUGAAGGUAAUGCCUUAUUCAACUUUUAGAUUGAACCUUUCAGUCACUUCACCAUAUAAUGCCGAUUUCGAUGGUGAUGAAAUGAACUUGCAUGUUCCUCAAUCCGAAGAAACUAGAGCAGAAUUGUCUCAACUUUGUGCGGUUCCACAACAGAUUGUUUCGGCGCAAUCAAACAAACCUUGUAUGGGUAUCGUGCAAGAUACUUUGUGUGGUAUCCGUAAGAUGACUUUAAGGGACACAUUCAUUGAACUUGAUCAGGUACUGAACAUGCUUUAUUGGAUCCCAGACUGGGAUGGUGUAAUUCCUGUGCCCACUAUAUUGAAACCAAAACCUCUUUGGUCCGGUAAACAAAUUCUGUCGAUCGCCAUUCCAAGCGGUAUUCAUUUGCAAAGAUUUGAUGAAGGAACGACUCUACUGUCACCAAAAGACAAUGGUAUGUUGAUCAUUGACGGUCAAAUUAUAUUUGGUGUCGUAGACAAGAAGACGGUAGGUUCAUCUAGUGGCGGUCUUAUCCAUGUUGUUACCAGAGAAAAGGGUCCAAAGAUAUGUGCAAGGCUAUUUGGCAAUAUUCAAAAGGUUGUCAACUUUUGGCUAUUACAUAACGGUUUUUCGAUUGGUAUUGGUGAUACAAUCGCUGACGAAAAAACUAUGCGGGAGAUUACCGAAGCUAUUAUGAUUGCCAAAAAGAAGGUCGAAGAGGUCACAAAAGAGGCUCAAGCUAAUUUAUUGACGGCUAAACAUGGUAUGACUUUGCGUGAGUCGUUUGAAGAUAAUGUCGUUCGUUAUUUGAAUGAAGCAAGAGACAAGGCAGGAAGGUCCGCAGAAGUAAAUUUGAAAGAUUUGAAUAACGUCAAACAGAUGGUAAGUGCCGGUUCGAAAGGUUCAUUUAUUAAUAUUGCCCAAAUGUCUGCCUGUGUGGGCCAGCAAUCUGUAGAAGGUAAGCGUAUCGCCUUCGGAUUUGCAGACAGAACCCUUCCUCAUUUCUCCAAGGAUGAUUAUUCUCCAGAAUCCAAAGGUUUUGUUGAGAACUCCUAUUUGAGAGGCUUAACACCUCAGGAAUUUUUUUUCCACGCGAUGGGUGGACGUGAGGGUUUGAUUGAUACAGCAGUGAAAACCGCAGAAACCGGAUACAUCCAACGUCGUUUGGUGAAAGCUCUAGAGGAUAUCAUGGUACAUUAUGAUGGUACAACAAGAAAUUCUUUGGGUAACAUUAUUCAAUUUAUCUAUGGUGAAGAUGGAAUGGAUGCUGCCCACAUUGAAAAGCAAUCAAUAGAUAGCAUAGCGUCAUCUGAUGCCGCCUUUGAAAAGCGGUACAGGAUCGAUCUACUAAAUCCAAAUCAUGCACUUGAUCCUUCACUUUUGGAAUCCGGCUCUGAAAUUAUUGGGGAUUUGAAACUACAGGCUAUCCUUGAUGAAGAAUACAAGCAAUUAGUCGAGGAUAGAAAGUUCUUGAGAAAGAUAUUUGUGGACGGUGAACAAAAUUGGCCAUUACCUGUAAACAUUAGGCGUAUAGUUCAGAACGCUCAACAGACCUUCAGAAUUGAUCACACAAAACCCACUGAUUUGACCAUUCGCGAUGUUGUCUACGGUGUUAGGGAAUUGGAAGAAAAGUUACUAGUUCUUCGUGGGAAGAGUGAGAUCAUACAAGAAGCGCAAAGGAAUGCUAUUACUUUGUUCUGUUGUUUGUUACGCUCUCGUCUGGCUACCAGAAGAGUCAUUCAAGAAUACAAAUUAACUAAGCAAACGUUUGACUGGGUGUUGAGCAACAUUGAAGCACAGUUUUUGAGGUCCAUUGUACACCCAGGUGAAAUGGUUGGUGUUCUAGCUGCUCAAUCUAUCGGAGAACCAGCCACUCAAAUGACUUUGAACACCUUCCACUUUGCAGGUGUCGCCUCCAAGAAGGUGACUUCAGGUGUUCCACGUUUGAAGGAGAUUUUGAAUGUAGCUAAAAACAUGAAAACACCAUCAUUGACGGUAUACUUAGACCAGAAUCAUGCAGCCGACCAAGAAAAAGCAAAGUUAAUUAGAUCUGCCAUUGAGCACACAACUCUAAAGAGUGUCACGGUUGCUUCUGAGAUUUAUUAUGAUCCUGACCCUCGCUCAACAGUUAUCGACGAGGAUGAAGAAAUUAUCCAGCUUCAUUUCUCAUUGAUGGAUGAGGAAACUGAGCAAUCGCUAGAUCAUCAAUCCCCAUGGCUAUUGCGUCUCGAAUUGGACCGUGCAGCGAUGAAUGAUAAGGACUUGACUAUGGGACAAGUUGGUGAAAAGAUUAAGGAAACCUUUAAAAACGACUUGUUUGUCAUAUGGUCUGAAGACAACGCUGAAAAGCUGAUCAUCCGUUGCCGAGUUGUUCGUGAUCCAAAAACUUUGGAUGCGGAGGCUGAGGCAGAAGAGGAUCACAUGCUGAAAAGAAUAGAAAACACCAUGCUUGAAAGUAUCACCUUGCGUGGUGUUGAGGACAUUACGCGUGUUGUUAUGAUGAAAUAUGAUCGUAAAGUACCUAGUCCAACUGGUGAGUACCACAAGGUUCCAGAAUGGGUUUUGGAAACAGAUGGUGUUAACUUGGCGGAGGUCAUGACCGUUCCAGGUGUAGAUUCUUCUAGAAUUUACACCAACUCCUUCAUAGAUAUUAUGAAUGUCCUAGGUAUUGAAGCAGGCCGUGCUGCUUUGUACAAGGAAGUCUACAAUGUCAUUGCAUCAGAUGGUUCGUAUGUGAACUACCGUCAUAUGGCUUUGUUGGUUGAUGUCAUGACUUCUCAAGGAUUCUUGAUGUCUGUGACUCGUCAUGGUUUCAAUAGAUCCGACACGGGUGCAUUAAUGAGAUGUUCAUUUGAGGAAACUGUAGAGAUUCUUUUCGAAGCAGGUGCAUCUGCAGAAUUGGAUGAUUGCCGUGGUGUCUCAGAAAAUGUGCUUUUAGGUCAAAUGGCUCCGAUCGGUACCGGUGCUUUCGAUGUUAUGAUCGACGAGGAAUCGUUAAUUAAGUUCAUGCCAGAGCAGAAGGUAAGCGAAGUAGCUGAUGGCCAGGAAGGAGGCAGCACUCCAUUCAGUAAUGAAAAUGGACUUGUCAACACAGAGAUUGAUGUCAAAGAUGAAUUAAUGUUCUCGCCAUUAGCGGAUUCAGGGUCUUCGGACGCUAUGUCAGGAGGAUUCACUGCCUAUGGCGGUGCUGACUACGGCAGCACUACAUCCCCAUUUAGCGGCUAUGGAGAUGGCCCAACGUCACCAGGUUUUGGUGGCGUAUCUUCUCCCGGUUUUUCUCCAACAUCUCCGGCUUAUUCACCUACAUCACCAAGCUACAGUCCUACGUCGCCAUCCUACUCCCCCACUUCGCCCAGCUAUAGUCCUACGUCACCAAGCUAUAGCCCAACAUCACCAUCAUAUUCCCCCACCUCACCAAGCUACAGUCCGACAUCACCAUCAUAUUCACCUACAUCCCCCAGCUAUUCUCCUACUUCACCCUCAUAUUCUCCUACCUCUCCAUCCUACUCACCCACAUCACCUGCUUAUUCACCCACAUCGCCAUCCUACUCACCAACUUCGCCAAGUUAUAGCCCUACUUCACCAAGCUACAGCCCAACUUCACCAAGCUAUAGUCCUACUUCCCCAUCCUAUUCUCCCACCUCACCCAGCUAUAGUCCAACCUCACCCUCUUAUUCUCCAACAUCGCCUAGCUAUAGCCCUACUUCGCCAUCCUAUUCACCAACUUCACCAAACUAUUCGCCUACUUCACCAUCAUACUCACCUACAUCUCCCAGCUACAGUCCUGGCUCCCCUUCAUACUCACCAAGCUCCCCUAAGAAGGACGGUGAAGAAGACAAGUCAAAAUAA
Molecule: messenger RNA, 5205 nt
Organism: Lachancea fermentati
Lineage: Eukaryota; Fungi; Ascomycota; Saccharomycetes; Saccharomycetales; Saccharomycetaceae
Source: the annotation of a GenBank genome assembly